UUCUUCACAAAAAUCGGGAAGAGGAGGAAAAAUGGAGAACUGUGCAAUGGCUCUAUCUCCUUUCAAAUCAUUCAACAAGUCUACAAAAAUUCCAUUUAGGAAAAUCAGCUACAGAUUCAGCGACAAAUAUAGAGCAGUUUUGUGUGGGAACUCUACAAAAUCAUUCAUCAAAUCGUCCCAUAAUGUUCUCUCUCUAUAUUCUACUUCGAAUUUUAAUAAAAAAUACUCGACAUUGUUGUCUGAGACUCAAACAUCAUUCGAGUUCAAGGUUAAGUCAUCGGCCGCAGUUCCUGAAAGUGUAAGUGAUGCUGGAAAUAGCAAUGGCGUGUUCAAGACUUUGCAGCUUGGAUCAAUGUUUGCAGUUCUGAAGGUUUAUCCAUUUGCAUUAACAGUAACGGCCUUCCAGUUUGGGUGUGGGACAGUGCUUGUUUUGUUAAUGUGGACGUUGAAUUUCCACCCUAAACCCAAGAUUAAUAGAUCUCAGUUUGCAGCGAUAUUUAUGCUGGCUCUGGGGCACACAAUAGGUAAUCUUUUAACAAAUAUCAGUAUUGGAAAAGUGGCUGUUUCAUUCACACAUACAAUCAAAGCAAUGGAGCCAUUUUUCACAGUGCUCCUUUCUGCUCUGUUACUUGGAGAGAGGCCCUCUUUAUGGGUAGUUUCCUCCCUUCUGCCUAUUGUUGGUGGAGUGGCAUUGGCAUCAUUCACUGAGGCCUCUUUCAAUUGGAUAGGAUUUGGCUGUGCAAUGGCUUCUAAUCUAACGAAUCAAUCUCGAAAUGUGUUCAGCAAAAAAUUCAUGGUUAAGGAGGAAACACUGGACAAUAUAAAUCUCUUCUCCAUUAUUACAAUCAUUUCAUUUCUUCUUCUGGUGCCGGUUGCCAUUUUGAUGGAUGGUGUCAAGUUUAGUCCAGCAUACCUGCAAUAUGCUGCAAGUCAAGGAUUGAAUGUCAAAGAGUUUUGUGUGAGAGCUCUUUCAGCUGGUUUCUGCUUCCAUACUUAUCAGCAGGUUUCUUAUAUGAUACUACAAAUGGUAACACCAGUGACACAUGCAGUGGGAAAUUGUGUUAAGAGAGUGGUUGUAAUUGUAUCCUCAAUUAUCUUCUUCCAAACUCCAGUUUCACCGACGAAUUCCCUUGGAACUGCUAUUGCACUUGCCGGAGUUUUUCUGUAUUCCAGAGCCAAGAGAAUCAAACCAAAUAAAGAACUUUCAUAGUGAUACAAUCGAGAUGCCUGGACGAGGACCUAGUUCGAUCUCAAGUGCUUGAAUCCAAUCGAGUGUAAUGAUUGGAUCUUUUCGAGAAUAUACUGAAAUUCUGGUACAAAAUGGUCAAUUGUAUGAUAUUACGAGUUGAGCAAAAUGAAGACUAAAUACAUUAUAUAUAAAUUUUUAAAUUUCAUACUUGGUGCAA
Molecule: messenger RNA, 1406 nt
Organism: Olea europaea var. sylvestris
Lineage: Eukaryota; Viridiplantae; Streptophyta; Magnoliopsida; Lamiales; Oleaceae
Product: phosphoenolpyruvate/phosphate translocator 2, chloroplastic-like
Exons: 9
Coding region: 32-1210 (392 amino acids)
Cellular component (GO): Golgi apparatus
Molecular function (GO): antiporter activity
Source: RefSeq, a predicted model, not a curated record